UUAAAUGUUCACAACUGUGCUACUGUGACAAAGGACUCUUCAGCGCUACUUAAGUUAGCUAGCUGCGUUAGCUAGGGUGUGGAUCAGGAAGAAAAUAAUAGUCUAGCUAAGUUCAGCGUCUCAUAUUAUCUGUUAAUUAGCUAACGGGAAGAUCCAAUGUAAAUAACGCCGUUAUUUAAAAUUUGUCCUACAACUUUUUUGUGGAGUGGAGCUAACGAUAGCUAGCUAGCUAGCUUCUUUCGAGGAGUUCUCCACUUUGUUGUUCAGCUAGGUUAACACGUCAGCUAAACUAGCGAAGUUGGCUAACUUAUGCUAGCUAUCUUGGAGUUUUAAAAUCGUUUCUGUCGCUACUAGUUAAUGUUGUUCCUAAGUUCGUGUAUCAACUUCUGGUUUUAAAUGUCUAACAUCAAAUCAUUUGCAGUAUAGCUAGUAAGUUUAUAUCAGUAGACUGUGCUGAAUAGACUAUGUCAAAUAGCCGCAGCUGCCGGUUUGAUAACGUUAAAUCACAAAUACAAAACAGGCAUUCUAUCUCUGAACAAUUGACCAAAAGAGAGCCUUGCGCUUUCACUAAUUGAUCUAUGUGCCUGAUAUCAUCAGUGUUCAGGGAUUUUAUAUUGGCUGUGUGUGAUAGAAAAAAAGAGAGUAUGUUUGGUAGGCAAUUACAUUUAUAUUUUCUCAUCGUAAUAACAUUAAUUCAGUUAGGUCAAUGUAACGUGCUUCAUAUAUGAUCCCGAUGUCUGUAUUUACUGAACGAUGCCUUCAUAAUGUGUAAAAUUCAUCAGAAAAUAUUUGAAAGUCCAGUCUGUCACGCCAAAAUAUUUGAAACCAGUUCAGUUGUAGCCAACGUGUAAGGAUCUGUGCAGAGGAUGGUGCAACCCCUUGUCAGACCGAUCAGUGUUCACCUGUGAAACGGAAGAUCCUGCAGGUUCAGGUGGGUCUCGCUGCACAGGAAUGGGGGAACCCAAAUCUCCCAAGUUCCCCUCUGCAGAGGAAGAGCUGAGUUACUGGAAGGAACAGUCUGCAAAACACCAGCAGAGGGCAGCGGAGGCUCAGGAGGAGCUGCAGGAGUUCCAGCAGAUGAGCCGGGACUACGAAGCCGAGCUGGAGGAGGAGCUAAAGCAGUGCGAGGCACGGAACCGCGAGCUGCUGAACCAAAACAACCGCCUGCGCAUGGAGCUGGAGAGCUACAAGGAGAAGUACGAGGCGCAGCACUCCGAGGCCUUCCGGCAGAUCUCCACCCUGGAGGGGGACCUGGCAGAGACCACGGCCAUCAGGGACCAGCUGCACAAGUACAUCAGAGAGCUGGAGCAGGCCAACGACGACCUGGAGAGAGCCAAGAGGGCCACCAUCAUGUCUCUAGAGGACUUUGAGCAGCGCAUGAACCAUGUGAUCGAGCGGAACGCCUUCCUGGAGAGCGAGCUGGACGAGAAGGAGAGCCUGCUGGAGUCUGUGCAGAGGCUGAAGGAUGAAGCUCGAGAUCUGCGGCAGGAGCUGGCUGUGCAGCAGAAGCAGGACCGGAGGCCGACCCUCGCCCUGGGCAAAGACACCGACCCUCUGCCCCGCCCCCACACGGGCCUCCCGCCCACCCUGGCCACGCCUGCGGCCCUGCCCCGUAGCUCUGCCAGCACCUUCACCGCCCCCGCAUCCUCCUACCAGCGAGGUGAUGGAUUGACUGCGACCUCCCUCACCACGUCCGCCCGGAUUUCAGCCCUCAACAUCGUCGGGGAGCUGCUGAGGAAAGUGGGGAACCUCGAGUCAAAGCUGGCCUCCUGUCGGGAUUUUGUGUACGACCAGAAGGCGAACAGGCCGACGCCCACCGCGGGCCCCAGGGCACGUGCCGCCUCCCAGGACAGUUCAGACAACCCGCCCAGCGCCAACGGCGUGCCCGCGUUCGAGAAGGGAUUAACAAAGAGGCUGGAGUAUGGACCGGGCCCCAAGAUUCUCCUGUGAUCACCACACACACCUGACACACACUUACGCACACGCACACACACACACACACACACACACACACACUUACAUACUGCCCUGCACUUUGCUGCCUCCACAACAGACCCACUUGUCCCCCAGAAUUGCCUUUGGCGAGCCCCCACAGACCACCGGCCUUCUCCAAGUCGAGUGGAGGGGCGGAGCCUGACAGUGAUUGGCAUUUGGCUGCUGCUGCCUUAUGGACUACGUUUACCUCUCGUGUCACUUUACAGCUGUAGCUGAGUUCAGCCAAUCCGGCUCCAGACAGAAAGAUCCGCGGAAGCCCCCAGAAUGUUCUGUUUGUUUGGCCUUUUCGCCCCCCUCAGUGCCAUAGAAGAGAACAAGCAUGUGUGUUUGCCCAGCGAAGGGGAAGCCAAACACAAAGACAACAAACGGUAUUCAGAGAACGUGUGAGAUCAUCUGGAAUCUACUAUUAGUUUUUUUUUUUUUUUUUUGAUUGGGAAGACUGUUCUGCACAAAGAUAUACUCAAAUGCUGAAAGAUCUAUCCAGGGCCAACACUGGUUCCCAG
Anguilla rostrata (American eel) is the source of this 2498-nucleotide messenger RNA. It is a transcript of the gene nde1, whose product is annotated as nudE neurodevelopment protein 1. NCBI's taxonomy places the organism in Eukaryota, Metazoa, Chordata, Actinopteri, Anguilliformes, Anguillidae. Gene Ontology annotation, molecular function: microtubule binding. Gene Ontology annotation, cellular component: kinetochore; centrosome; kinesin complex. The coding region runs from base 952 to 1950 and encodes 332 amino acids. The transcript has 9 exons. Gene Ontology annotation, biological process: cell migration; vesicle transport along microtubule; chromosome segregation. The record is from RefSeq and is a predicted model, not a curated record.